UGCCGUGUGGCAUGGCGACUCCGGACUCGCGAGGAUCGCACACAGGAUACAGUAACUGGCGGCAAUCGGCGUGUUUAAUUCGGUGGUGGAUAACGGCGCAAUAAGGACGAUAUUGUGUUAAAGUUACCGCCGAGACAUGGAGAUGCUUGCGAAUUUUGUGAAGGAGCAUUUCCUCGGGGCGACUAUAUCUAUGAUGUUGCUGUUACAGUCGUGGAAUUAUUAUUUAGACUGGCGUCAGAGAAAACUGUUACAACGUUUAGUGGAUUUUCCAAAAUCAGUUGAAGGUAUUAUGACCAAAGAUACAUAUGACAAGGCUCGUGCUUAUGCAUUAGACAAGAAUAGCUUCGGUAUUGUCGCUAAUAUACAUUCUGACGUUAUUAACGUGAUACUUCUGUUAGCUUAUGGGCCUUAUUUUAUUUGGCAAUGGAGUGUGGAAAUAGCUAAGCAUUGCAAUCUUGAUUAUGAGAACGAGAUACUCAUAAGUCCCAUAUAUGCGACCGUUGUAAAUUUAAUCUUUAAAGUGCUCAAUCUUCCAUUAGCAAUAUAUCAUGUUUUUGUUUUGGAGGAGAAGCACGGCUUUAACAAGCAGACAGCUUGGUUUUUCAUUAAAGACAUGAUUAAACAAUUCCUCGUGUUUGAAUUAAUCAUGUCACCUAUUCUAAGCCUGAUAGUCUGGAUUACUAAGAACGGCGGUAGUUACUUUUACUUGUACUUAUGGAUGCUGAUAGUGGUGUUCACGUUGCUUGUAAUGGUAAUAUAUCCAGGAGUGAUUGCACCACUAUUUGACAAGUACACGCCAUUACCUGAUGGCGAAUUGAAACAAAAGAUAGAGGAAUUAGCGGCCUCUUUAAAGUUUCCCUUGCAAAAGCUGUUUGUAGUGGAGAACUCGAUGAGAUCGACACACAGCAAUGCCUAUAUGUAUGGCUUUCACAAACACAAAAGAAUCGUUCUUUUUGAUACGCUCAUUAAGGGAUAUUGCAAGAAAAAUGAUGAUGAAAAUCAGGAUAAGAAUAAGGAUAAGGGUUGCGAUACGAACGAAAUAUUGGCGGUGCUGGCACAUGAAUUGGGUCAUUGGAAGCAUAAUCACACCGUCAAGAGAUUCAUAUUUGCACAGAUAUUUGUUGCAGUCAAUAUUUUGAUGUUUGCAAAACUCAUGGGAAAUUCCCUGAUGUACAGAGCUUUCGGCUUUAUCGACUGUCAGCCGAUUUUAAUUGGCUUCAUGAUAGUAAUAACGUAUAUUAUGAUUCCAUUGAAUACAAUUAUCGGUUUUAUUAACAUAGUAGCCCAGCGCAAAUUUGAGUUCCAAGCGGACAAAUUCGCCGCGACGUUAGGCCAUGGCCAGUAUCUAAAAACAUCAUUGUUAAAAUUACAAGAAGAUAAUUUAGAAUUCCCUUUAUAUGAUAAGUUGUAUUCCACUUGGCAUCAUUCGCAUCCACCUGUCAUCGAACGUAUAGAAGCGAUAAGUGAAAUAAUACGUAAAGAAAAUUAAAAUUUUAUCCAUAAUUCCACGUAAGAAGUGAUGAAGUCUAAGGUUUACAGACGGGUGGAUAUGAGCUGUUCUUGAAUGUUACUUUAUAAAGAAAUUUUUUUUUUUAUUAGUUCGUUCAGUUGAAUAGAACCGUACACGUCAGGCCUCUGAUAAAUAUGCUUCCUGUAUAACGGGUGAUAUUAUGAACUCAUGGUCCAAUAUCUGUUGGUAUCUUUGGAUUUAUAUCCACCUCUUGUAUGCUAUUUUAAUUACAUGAAGAUUCUAACAGAAUUUAGCCAUUUAACUUUUUUAUAUAUUAUAUAUUUUACUAUAUUCUUGUGCAUUUAAUAAUUUCUUCUUGCAACACGGACAAUCCGAUAAUACUGUUAUGUAAACAAUUUUGUGAAGUUAUGUUCCAAAAUUUUUCUGCAAAACUCGAUUAUAAUAUUUUAUAGAAG
Messenger RNA from Dinoponera quadriceps, 1926 nucleotides. Its product is annotated as CAAX prenyl protease 1 homolog. The transcript is spliced from 6 exons. Bases 137 to 1489 code for a protein of 450 amino acids. Gene Ontology annotation, cellular component: endoplasmic reticulum membrane. Lineage: Eukaryota; Metazoa; Arthropoda; Insecta; Hymenoptera; Formicidae. Gene Ontology annotation, biological process: CAAX-box protein processing. The record is from RefSeq and is a predicted model, not a curated record. Gene Ontology annotation, molecular function: metalloendopeptidase activity.